CGCGCCCUUAUCCAUCACAUCUUGGUCCGGACCAAAUACGAUUCACCUAGAUUUUGCUGAUCUACCAGAUACAGAUGUGACCCGACAAUGAACUCAGGUGGUAGUUACAAUGUAGCAGAGGCGGAACAGUCUCAGCACACGUUCUAUGUGGACACGAUUGUGUGUAACGUGUAUCUGCUGGACUCCACUUGUGUCGCAUUUAAGGUUGAUAAACAUUGCCGUGGACAAACUCUGCUGGACCUCACGUUCGACUAUUUAGAACUGCUGGAACGUGAUUUUUUCGGGCUCGUUUUCAAUGCAAGACACUCUCGAGGUGAAACUAUCCUUAAGUGGCUUGAUCCCACAAAAUUGGUCAGGAAGCAGUGUUCAGAUCCAGCUCCUUAUGCCUUUUGGUUCCGAGUGAAAUUUUACGUUCCUGACCCCGUCUGCCUGCAUGAAGAGUAUACCAGGUACCAGUUCUUCCUACAGGUACGCAAGGAUAUUCUGGAAGGUCGAUUGCCAGUUCCAAAGGCGACUGCUUCUCAUCUCGCUGGUUUGGUUUUGCAGGCCGAACUGGGAGAUUAUAUCGCGGAUGAAUGCCACCCAGGAUAUACAAGCCAAUUCCGUUUGUUACCACAUCAGUCAGCUGAGUUCGACAGUCAGGCAAGUGAAUGGCACCGAAAAUGCAGUUCUAUGGUACCAUGCACUGCCGAGUUGGAGUUUCUUAACGUUGCUCGUCAACUCGAACGGUAUGGUGUGAAGACAAACGAAAUUUUGAUCGCGCUGCCCCUUCAGUAGUUCUGUUAGCUACACAGCUACAGAACACUGGGAGUUUAUCGGUCACCUUCUUUUCACCUACCCGACAAAAAAGACAACACGUAUCUGACCGACUGACAACUCAGAAACUUGUUUUUCACCGAAACUAUGCCUUGUCGUAACAAUUUCAAUCAAAUCUUCACUGAAUUCCGAGUCAU
Molecule: messenger RNA, 953 nt
Organism: Opisthorchis viverrini
Lineage: Eukaryota; Metazoa; Platyhelminthes; Trematoda; Opisthorchiida; Opisthorchiidae
Exons: 8
Coding region: 88-777 (229 amino acids)
Cellular component (GO): cytoskeleton
Source: RefSeq, a predicted model, not a curated record